Molecule: messenger RNA, 2474 nt
Organism: Mercenaria mercenaria
Lineage: Eukaryota; Metazoa; Mollusca; Bivalvia; Venerida; Veneridae
Exons: 11
Coding region: 372-1628 (418 amino acids)
Biological process (GO): carbohydrate catabolic process
Molecular function (GO): hydrolase activity, hydrolyzing O-glycosyl compounds; carbohydrate binding
Source: RefSeq, a predicted model, not a curated record
AUCAUAUAGUAUUUGUUCUAAAAAGAGUAUUUGUUGGACAACAGAUCGAUCAUAUACGACCCUGUAAAAGACAAUAUAACAUGUAAAUGGACAAAGUUUAAGGCGUCAAAAUUAUUCAUCAAUUUUAAAGUGAAUGUCCGUGCAUACAAAGGUGGUAAUUUUUAUCUUGUCGCUGAACCGCCAAAACUUAGUGAUCCGACAACUCGGGAUGUGUAAAUACCAUUGAAGAGUAAACCAGAGUUUAAACUUAAAAUACAAAUAGUAGGAUACAUGCAGUUUGUGUGUAAAAAUAUAUUAAAUGUGUACAACGAAGGUGUUAUUUAUUGCUUGAACAAACAUUUUAUACAAAGACAAGUUAUUAAGGGGACAAAAUGCAGACUCGGAUGAUUAUAGUGGUCUCAGUGGUAGCAUGUGUGGUGUUGUUUGCUCUAGGAAUAAUCAUUGGUCACUUUGCCAUCGAGAAGUCUCGUGAUGAAGAGACACAAGGUGAUCAGCAGCAGCUAAGUACUGGAUGUGAAACAGCGUUUAGCGAGCGAUGGAAAAAGUACAGGAAAGGUUACUUGGAUAAAUGUGUAGCGGACUCCUGCACGCAUGCCUCUUGUAAUACAGAGGACCUGCCGAGAACUUACCUGGCCUAUCACUUAAAUGGAAAACCAGUGGUUAUUGACGGGAGACUGGACGAAGAAGCUUGGAGCGAAAUUCCCUGGUCCGAAACGUUCAUGGAUAUACGGGGCCCAGACUACCCAGAACCCUAUUUCAGUACCAGGUUUAAGGUACGUUGGGAUGACGAUCGGCUCUAUGUGGGAGCGCUGAUGGAGGAAACGGACUUCUGGGGAACAUAUACACAGGAUGAGUCGCCAGUAUGGCGAGAAAAUGCAUUUGAGGUGUACGCCGUACCUGAUGGAAGCAUGCACAACUAUAAGGAGAUGCAAGUCAGCGUACGUAACGUGAGCUGGGACCUUAUGUUGGAGAAGGCCUACAUGGACAAUCGUGACAAAUGCGUAGAUCGUAACUCAGUGGCCAUCUCAAGCUGGAACAGUAGCAUGGAAAAGGCAACACAUACAGAUGGAAUAAUUAACAAUCCGAAUGGCCAAGGAUCAUACUGGAGUGCUGAAUGGUCAUUUUCAUUCGCCGCUUUAGCAGAACAUACAGACAGGCCGAGUAACCAACCUACACCGGAAGUACAAGAAGCUUGGUUCUUCAUAUUUGCAAGGCCAGAAUACAAAUUCAAAAUUGUGAACGGACAGUAUAAGAAGGACGAGGAUGCUGCUACGGAAUGGUGGUCAUGGCAACCAAUGUAUACUGUCAAUCUGCAUAUGCCUAGCAGAUUCGGCCUGGUCCAGUUCAAGAGGAGUAUGACUGACAAAACAUUUAACUUCAACAAGUGGCACCUCUAUAGGGCACUGUUCGAAGUAUUUGAAGCUGAACAUAAAUACAAUUCUGUCAACGGAAUGUUUAUUGACGAUUUGAAAAAGCUGCCAGUAGCACCAAAGAUAAUGUCAUCAGAGUGCGUCACUAUCAGCAUCCAAUCAAAUGAUACCUACUUUAGAGCAUCAGUAAAGUCCAAAUUAUAUCCGAAUAUGCAAACCGGAAAUAUACGACCGGAUAGAUACGUCUGGUUUACAUAAUAACGGAAAUACAAGUGACGUACAUAGAUAAAAGAACAGAACUGAUUUUAAUUCAUUUAAUUAAUGGAAUCAUGCAUAAUUAAUGGAAUCAUGCAAUCAUAUAAAUUUGUACAUACAUUCUGUUGAAUUUCAGUUUUAAACACAUCAGGCAAAUUUUACAGAACACUGUUGACAGCAAACGUGACUAUUUAUUCAUUGGAUAUUGAAUGCCAUGGAGAUGGUCUGAAGGUUUCACCAGACUUUACAAAUCACGAAAACUACAGAACAAUCAUUUGUUCAUUAUUUCAACCCAGCAUUUAUUUUAGAUGUACCAUUUUUGAUAGUGAAUGUGGACGUAUAGCUACUAUAAUAAUAUUUCCCUGGUUGUAUGUGAAGGUGGGAAUAUCCGGACAAGGGCAACUGUUUAAGACAUAACAAGGCUCUGCCAUGUUACCGCGUAAAGUUAAUCGCGAGCCGUUACUAUCCGUACCUAAAAUCUUUCUUCAUACUUUAUUCCAAACUCCAACGCAGUGAUCUCCCUUGCCGCUUCGAUCAAUGAGCGAAGCGGCAAGGGAGAUCACUGCGUUGGAGUUUGCCUUUAUUCAUCAGAUAAUAGAGAAUCAAAAGAUUUACUUCCUUCAUAGCAAGCUCGGGAAAUCAAUAUUCAUAAACUGGAAAGACGUCAUGACGUUUCAAAAACAGAAAACAAUGAAAUUAGUUCCGGUUUUGCUAUAAUUACUUGCAGCGUAACGUUAUGUAUUUUUGAUAAAAUAUACUACAUGUCUAAGGAACAGAGAAUAACUAUCAAACUUCUUGAUUCUUUAUUCCGUUUUAUGAAAUAAAACAGAAAUUACUGCAUAAAAUAUA